GCAAUCCCAAACAUUCACUCAUUCAAUUCAGGCCAUUCCCCUGAUCCAGACCUCAUAAUGGCCGAUCGUUUACAUUCUAAAGCCAUCAAGCUUCUCACCCAGCUGUCAUGAGAUCACUGCCUGACAGAUCGGUGGAUCGCGACCGGUCGGAUUCCUGCAUGCCAGCCCGCCGCACCCAUCCAGGGUUCCUUGAACUGAUCCACCCAAUGGGUCCCUGUCUGCUUCUUCCUCACAACUUGCUCACAGCGACUCAACUACUUGAAUUAUCCGCGGAAACGGGUCCGAGAUGGUCGGAUCAAGCCCGAUUUUCUCCAGCAUGUUAUGAUUUGCUCGUUCCCCGCACGCUGGCAACUGGUCUCGCAUCACCCACGGCAACCCCUCCCCGCUCCCAUGGGCACUCAGAGGAAAACAGCUAUUUAGUCCCGGGCUUCGACUGGAACUGAGGGGUAGGCAAGCAGACUUGGGAGAUUCUGCGCUGUUACUGCUUCAAUCACAACAAUGACAGCCUCCACGGAAGAUAUCGCGCGCUU
This is a messenger RNA of Aspergillus neoniger CBS 115656, 530 nucleotides long. RefSeq lists its product as uncharacterized. The transcript has a single exon. The record is from RefSeq and is a predicted model, not a curated record. Lineage: Eukaryota; Fungi; Ascomycota; Eurotiomycetes; Eurotiales; Aspergillaceae. Bases 108 to 443 code for a protein of 111 amino acids.